AAACCUCACAUUGUCGGAUUCCGAAAAUGUCUCUCGAGUUUCCGUAGAUCAUGGCCUCAUCGCCUUCUUCAUCAUCUCCGACGCCUGAUGCGACGGAAGAGGAGCUGACACUAAUAGUGAAAGUGGAGUGGGAAGGAGCACACCAACGUCUUGCCCAAGCGCCAGAAGCAAGCUCUCCGAUGACUCGCUGUUGCUCUCUCAGAUCCCACUCAAGCCCUCUCUCAAGAUGACAAUGAUCGGUACUAUGGAAGAUGAUAUAAUCGUAGAUCAAGUAACGUCUCAGGACAUUGUUGAUGACUUUGAGCUUGGUAAGGACGAAGUGGUUGAUGUUAAAGACAAAGAGCUUAACAAGCAGAAGCUUAGGAGAAGAGUUGAUCAGUGCAAGGUCUGUUCUAGUGUCAUUGAAACAAACAAGAGUCUUAUUAGUACAAGAUGAUGAGAUCAAUGUGUUCUGUUCACUUUUGGAGUUUGGUAGUUACGUUCAUAUCUUUAGAUUAAACUUGUUAAUCCAUGCCGCAAAGGCAAAAAGCUUCUUGUUCUAGAUAUUGACUACACUUUGUUUGAUCACCGUUACAGCUUAUGCGUCAUUGUAAGUAGUAUAUACUAAUCAUUGAUGGGUUUAAUAUAGCAGGCACACAUAACUUUCUUAGCCUUAUUGACAUCGUUUAGAUAUGUUGUUGCUGCCUACUUCGUAUGUUUUCUACUAAGCAAUAGGAUGAUUGCAGCAAGUUAAGAAAAUGCCAUAUAUUAAUAAUAUUUUUUGUUUAUAUCAAUGUUAAGAAAAUGAGUUUCUUUCUAUUUUAAGAGUACAUGCUGCAUACUUUAAGGUUUCUUAUUUUAGGAUUCAAAGAUUUGAUGUCUAAAAAUAGAACGAUGGAUAAAGGAAAGGAGAAUGAAGGCCUUAAGAGGGACAAAAAGACAUAAGCGCAAAACAUGGAGACCCUUUGGUUCAUUGUUUGGAAGAAGAAACAUCCUGAGGAUCAACUUCAAACUCUCUCUCUUUCUGUUCCAUUACGGUAAAAGUAAAACAAAGACAAACACUUUGUGUUUGAGGGAGGAUCAAUGGCGAAGAUGAGAGCUGAUGCUCCGGUGAUGCCUCCGGAGACUCUUCCCCGGAGCAGUGAGGUGGGAGAGAUUGACACACGUGCUCCCUUCCAAUCCGUUAGAGACGCCGUUAGUUUAUUCCGUCAAGUUAGCUUCCCAAAGCAGCAGCAACAACAACAACAACAGCGUCUCUCCUCCUCCACCUCAUCCUCUCAGGAUGCACCGGAUGUGUCGGCCGAAAAGGAGACACAGCUUCUGUUAGCAGAACAAGAAAUGGAGAGAGUCCAGCUAUGUCUUGAUACCUCUGUCAAAGCGAAAGCAAAAGCUCUCUCUGACCUCGACUCUGCUCAGCGGAAGGCCGCUGAUUUGAGGGCUAAACUAGAAGCAACCAAACAGUCAAGAAAAUCCGCCAUCAUGACCAAACACACCAUGACUCAACGGUUAGAGCAGCUCCAAUCCGAAAACCAAGAAACAGAGAGCGUAAGAGAGGAUUACAUCUUAGCCACCGCAGAGCUGUUCAUGGCGAAGCGGGAGCUAAAGGAAAUCAAACAAGAAUUCAGCAUUUCCGUUGAAGAGAGGCUAGCCGAGCUUCAGAAAGCAGAGGAAGCAGAGUGUUCAUCGAUGGUUAACUCCCGAAAGAUCAAAGACAUGACGGAGGAGAUAGCCGAGAUGCGUGACACUGUUCUGAGACUGAACACCGACGCUGAUAAGAAAAAGGAGGAAGAGGUAAAGAUAAACGAGGAGAGAAUGGCUGCGAGGGAAGCUUACGCGGCAAGGAAGCGAGAAGCUGAGCAGAGGCUGGAGGAUCUGAGGCGAGAGUGUGAUCCUGAACUGAGGAAAGAGAUAGAUGAGCUAGCGGAGAUAUCCGCGGGGAACGAGCGUUUACAGGAGGAGAUUAAACUCGCUCGUGAGCUCAAAGAGGCCAAGAGCGAGAUGCAAGAGAUUUGCGAUGAAGAGAGAUCGUACAAAAUCUUGGUGGGGUCGCUGACGGUGGAGCUGGACGGAGUGCAGAGAGAGAACAGAGACCUGAAGGAAAAUGAGAAGGAGAGACGAGAAGUCGAGGAAGGAGAAUGGGUUGAAGCGAGCCGUAAGGUCGAAAAAAUCAUGCGUGAAGCAGAGGAAACAAGACAAGAAGCUGAAGAGAUGAGGAUGCACGUUGACGAACUCAGGAGAGAAGCAGCAGCCACGCAUAUGUCGAUGGGUGAAGCAGUGAAACAGCUGGAGAUAGUUGGAAAAGCCGUGAAGAAAGCGAAAACGGCUGAGAAGAGAGCCGUGGAAGACAUGAGAGUGCUUACCGAUAAGAAGGAGAGUCUGACGCAGGACGAGCCUGACAAGAAGAUAAGGAUAUCGAUGAAAGAGUACGAGGAGUUGAGAGGGAGGCAUGAAGAGUCGGAGAGAAUGGUACAGUACAAAGCGAAAACGGUUGCUGCGCAGCUGGAAGAGAUCAACGCGAGCAGAGUAGAAGGGGAGAGAAUGUUGGAGGAGAAGUUGAAAGAGAUGGAAGAGGUGAAUGAUGCGAUUGAUGCUGCGUUGAGAAAUGCAGAGAUCGCAGAGGAAGCACAUUGCAUCGUCGAUGCUGAACUUAGAAAAUGGAAACCACAAGAGUUGUAGGAGAUGAUGAUGAUAUUGAUGGUUUAGGUGAUUAGGGUACUUACUAGAAUGUCCAUACUACUAUAUACACAUAUGUUGAUAAUCUACUCAGAUUUGUUGAUAAGUGUAUUUAUACUGAAACAAAGACUUGAAACAUAAUUUUCAAGGCCAUCUCUCUUUUGUUGAUGUGAAAUUGAACAUAAUAUUGUAAUAGACUAGGAAAUGCAUACAAGAUACAACGACCAUUUGUCAA
Messenger RNA from Brassica rapa (field mustard), 2887 nucleotides. Its product is annotated as putative WEB family protein At4g17210. The record is from RefSeq and is a predicted model, not a curated record. Gene Ontology annotation, cellular component: cytosol. NCBI's taxonomy places the organism in Eukaryota, Viridiplantae, Streptophyta, Magnoliopsida, Brassicales, Brassicaceae. Gene Ontology annotation, biological process: chloroplast avoidance movement; chloroplast accumulation movement.